Messenger RNA from Olea europaea var. sylvestris, 1624 nucleotides. Its product is annotated as 3-hydroxyisobutyryl-CoA hydrolase-like protein 5. Gene Ontology annotation, biological process: L-valine catabolic process. Gene Ontology annotation, molecular function: 3-hydroxyisobutyryl-CoA hydrolase activity. Lineage: Eukaryota; Viridiplantae; Streptophyta; Magnoliopsida; Lamiales; Oleaceae. The coding region runs from base 209 to 1366 and encodes 385 amino acids. The transcript has 16 exons. The record is from RefSeq and is a predicted model, not a curated record.
AGUGAAAAUAUUACCUCAAGAAAGAUGUUCACCAACCAAACUCGCCAUCCACCCUACGGCAACUCCUACGUUUCUUUGACAAUUAAAAUUGUCUUUUAACCUACCUCCUCCUCUCUCUGGUUCUGUCACCGAAGAUAAUCAAACUCUGACCUGUUCUUUUUUGCCUGUAAAAUCCUAGGAAUCUUGGGCUAAAGUGAUUACUAUUCUGAUGGCAAAAGAGGUUAUAACCUCAGAUGAACAGGUUGUUCUUGGUGAGGAAAUUGGCCAUGUGAGAUUGAUCACCUUGAACCAGCCCCGGCGAUUAAAUGUUAUUUCAUCUAAAGUGGUUUCUUUGCUAGCAGAGUACCUGGAAAAAUGGGAAAAAGAUGAUGAUGCAGAGCUCAUACUGAUCAAGGGAGCUGGACGUGCUUUUUCUGCUGGUGGGGAUUUGAAAAUGUUCUAUGAUGGAAGGACGUCGAAGGAUUCAUGUCUUGAAGUGGUUUAUAGAAUGUAUUGGCUUUGUUACCACAUCCAUACAUAUCAGAAAACACAGGUUGCUCUAGUUCAUGGAAUUUCUAUGGGUGGAGGUGCAUCCUUGAUGGUUCCGAUGAAGUUCUCUGUUGUCACUGAAAAGACUGUUUUUGCGACUCCUGAAGCAAGCAUAGGCUUUCAUACUGACUGUGGCUUUUCAUACAUUCUUUCCCGCCUCCCUGGGCAUCUAGGGGAAUACUUGGGCUUAACUGGGGCAAGGCUGAAUGGUAAAGAAUUAGUUGCAGCAGGACUUGCUACUCAUUUUGUCCCUUCUGAGAAAUUACCUGAGCUAGAAAAGCAGUUGAUAAGCUUGAAUAGUGGUGAAGAGAAUGCUGUCAAAUCUGUCAUUGAGGAAUUCUCUGUAGAUAUUCAGAUUGACGAAGGAAGUGUCCUAAACAAGAGGGCAACAAUGGACUUGUGUUUUUCCAAGGAGACUGUGGAGGAUAUCAUAUCAUCACUUGAAGCUGAAGCGACCCAAGAAGGAAAUGAUUGGAUGACUGCAACCCUUCAAGGCCUAAAGAGAUCAUCACCAACAGCGUUAAAGAUAACAUUUCAGUCGAUUCGUGAAGCAAGGAAACAAAUAUUGUCGGAGUGCCUAAAGAAAGAGUUUAGGCUCACAAUGAAUAUUCUUCGGACUGUAAUAUCUGGUGAUGUCUAUGAGGGGAUCAGAGCUUUCACAAUUGAUAAGGAUAACUCUCCCAAAUGGGAUCCCUCUACUCUGGAGAAAGUGGAAGCUGAGAAAUUGAACCUCGUAUUCCAGCCAUUCGAAGAGGAUUGGGAGCUCAAGAUUCCUAUAAGAGAAGAUUCCAGAUGGGAAGGAAAAUAUGAAGAUUCGCCUUAUGCACCUUCAAAGUGAGCCCAGAAUCAUAUAGUUUGUUCUCUGGGCUGAUUAUGUAUUCAAGUUUAUGGUACUGAAAUUCUGCAGGAAUAAGUAGGACUAAUAUGAGUUAAUAAAAUGAUUCCUUUUCCACUGGGGGAAAAAUAUUGAGAAACGUUAUAUGUGUUUGAGGAGACGCAAUUAAGAAGAGUAAUGUUUAUGAAAAUGUAUUUAGAAAGAUUGUGACAUUUCCAAAUUCGAAUAGACACAAAUAAGUCUACAAAUAUUUUUAUUUUC